AUCGAAGGUGCUGACAGGGAGUCGCGCUACUGUAUCUCUAGUCGUGUCGUGUUCGAACCUCAAAAGAGCGAUUUCGCGCCUGCGAUUCGCUCGGACGGGUGACGUGUACUUCUCGUCGUUGUCAUCGUCGCGUAAGAAACUAUUGAGGAAUAUUUUACCGAGCAACCUCAGAAUGGACGGUCACCGUGCGUCGCGUUUGCUGUUGAUGCUGAUCGCGGUCGCGGCGAGUUUCUUGGCGCCGGGCCACGUAGCCGGUUCUGGGGUGCUGCAGAUCCGCGGCGUACCGGUCGCGAAGAACUCGCUGUAUCGGCCUGACCGUGACUUCGAGUGCCUGGACGGCAGCCGUCUGAUACCGUUCACGCGGGUGAACGACGAUUACUGUGACUGCGGAGAUGGCAGCGACGAACCCGGCACGGCUGCCUGCGCACACGGCUCGUUCUACUGCGAGAACGCCGGUCACAAACCGGCUUACAUACCGUCGUCAUGGGUGAACGACGGUGUGUGUGACUGCUGCGACACCAGCGAUGAAUACCUGUCCCCGGCGAACUGCGUGAACAAUUGUAACGAGCUUGGCAGGGAGGCACGACUGGAGCAGCAAAAAGCGGAGCAACUGGCGCGUGAAGGUAACAAGUUGCGCCUAGAGUUGUCGACGAGGGGUAAGAGUAUCAAGGCUGAACAUCAUUCGCGUCUGGUGAAGCUGAAGGCCGACUAUGAGGAGGCUGAGCUGAUAAAGAAGGAGAAGGAGAUGCUGAAGAAGUAUGCCGAGGAACGUGAGAGCGUAGCAUUGGAGAAGUACAAGCCUGUAGAGCCAGAGGUACCGUCGCAGGCCGAAAUCACUGACGAUGAGCAAGAGGAAGCUGGGGAGGAAUCAAUACAAAAUGAAGUAGUUAUAAAGAGCUUCUUUAAUACAUUGGAUUCAGAUGCCAGUGGCACAGUGACGAUAGCAGAGUUACAGGCUGUAAAGAGGUUUGACAAAGAUAGGAACGGAGAGGUAUCGGAGGAAGAGGCAUUGUACUUCCUUGGUGGCAAGGGAGAAGCCACUCUACAGGAGUUUAUAGUGAUAUAUCAGAUGAGCAUAAAACCUUUCUUUAAAGAGGAAGAAGCAGUAGCAGAAGAAGACGAUGCGCAUCAGCCUUUAGAUGAACCGUUGGAUCACGAGAGGGAGGAGGAUAAUGGAGAAAUCAGCGAAGGUGAAGAGGAGGAUGUCGCCGAGGACGAGCACCAGAAGGAACCGCUAGAACCGGAGGUCCAAUAUGACGAGGAGACGCAGGCGCUUGUCGAUGAGGCGACCAGUGCCCGCGAGCGUUACCAGGAGGCUGAGAAGGCUGUGAACGAGCUGCAGUCAGAGAUCCGGCAGCUGGAGGAGAAGCAGGAGCGCGAUUACGGGCCGGACGAGGAGUACGCGUCCCUCGACGGCGAAUGCUUCGAGUACACGGACUUGGAGUACAUUUACAAGCUGUGUCUGUACGGCAAGGCGACCCAGAAGUCCAAGUCUGGCAGCAGUGAGGUCACCCUGGGCUACUGGUACGACUGGGCAGGACCAACCGGCGCUAAGUAUUCCAAGAUGAAGUACGAUCGCGGCCUGACCUGCUGGAAUGGCCCAGCGCGCUCUACGAUCGUCACCCUGUCGUGCAGUACGGAGAACAAGCUGACAUCAGUGUCGGAGCCGAGUCGCUGCGAGUAUGCCAUGGAGUUCUCCACACCGGCACUCUGCAAUCCCAGUCUAUUAGAGACUGCCGAUACGCAUGACGAAUUGUAGAUAAUCGUCGCUCCGUUAGUAAAAUAUAAGCGCUCGCUCGCUCGCCCGUUGGCUCGCGCACACACAACGUGGAUGUCAAGCACUUACGCUCUUUUUCGCGAGCUGCGGCACGAGGACCGAGCCGCUGAGAUCGGAUAAACGAUCGUCGGAUCCUAUCUCGAACUAUUUCCGAUGCAGUCGCGAUUGGUAAAGUGUAGCUAGUGAGCGUUACCGUAAAGCAUCCAGGGGAUGAGGUUUUAGGGGAGAAAGUUCUUAGGCGUUGGCACAGUAAUUUAAUUUUUAACACACUUUGUAUGUUAAAAUGAAUUGUAAUGUUUUAGGUAAGUCAACCGAAACAUUCUAAUUUAUAUCACGUGGACAAAAUAUCUUCAACAGAAUUGUGCGUUAGAUUAAUUAAAAUUCAAUCAUUCAAUUAUUUUUCUGUACAUUUUGUGAAUCAGUCGAAAUCGACAUGUCACUAUAUAAAUAUAAUUUUGCUAAUUAUAAUUUUUAUAAUUUUACGGAACUGGAAAUUCACGUGAAUUUUGCCGUAAAAUUGAUGUCGUCGUGUACGUUAAUACACAAAACGCUCAAUUUUGAUUAAUCUAAUACUUAAUGAAGCAUUUAAAUGGAAAUCCCUCGAAUAAUUCCAAAAAUAAAAAGAUAUACAACGAGUGGAAAGAGUUACAAAAAUGGUUACAUCAAUCGCGAUUGAUUAUUCGUCUUUACAUCCGAAGAAUCCGUCGAUCUACUAUUGACGAUGCGUAGUUCGUUAGUGAUAACCGAAGAGUAAUCAUCCUCAAUCUUAUUCUGUGACACUGAUAGAGAAAGAAAAAAGAUCAAUGUUACGCGCAGACUCAUUGCCAACGUGUUAAAAACGCGUCGCUGUUACAUUCCUCGUUUUGUACUUGAAGCGUUUCUACGAUGUGAUCUAAGGAUAUGAAUUAACGUAAUAUCACAGCUGAUAUUUCAGGUCUGAGACGAAACAUACUUUAUACCGAAUAGUAAUAAUAUGUAGCUCGAAACGGAGAUAUUGUUAAGGAAGAGGGGGAAAAAGAAGAAUACGGAGCUAUUCCUCCAGGAGUCGUGCAAUCAGUCAUACGUACAGACCGUGUCCUAAUAUUCAGCAUUUUAAACAUUUAAGUCUUGAAUAUUUUGUAAUUUUUUAAGGGUACGCCAUGAUGGCGCGAUGAGAUAUUGAUGUAAUAAA
Messenger RNA from Ooceraea biroi (clonal raider ant), 2948 nucleotides. It is a transcript of the gene GCS2beta, whose product is annotated as glucosidase 2 subunit beta. Lineage: Eukaryota; Metazoa; Arthropoda; Insecta; Hymenoptera; Formicidae. Gene Ontology annotation, biological process: N-glycan processing. Gene Ontology annotation, molecular function: calcium ion binding; protein binding. The record is from RefSeq and is a predicted model, not a curated record. Gene Ontology annotation, cellular component: glucosidase II complex.